Molecule: messenger RNA, 1881 nt
Organism: Paraphaeosphaeria sporulosa
Lineage: Eukaryota; Fungi; Ascomycota; Dothideomycetes; Pleosporales; Didymosphaeriaceae
Product: proteasome-activating nucleotidase
Exons: 2
Coding region: 55-1755 (566 amino acids)
Biological process (GO): protein import into peroxisome matrix
Cellular component (GO): cytosol; peroxisomal membrane
Molecular function (GO): ATP hydrolysis activity; ATP binding
Source: RefSeq, a predicted model, not a curated record
GGUUACACCUGAUUUCAAUUCUUUGUGACUUCACUUCUCUACCUCUGCUCCGAAAUGGCAAGCUUCGAGGUCGCUUUCAGAAAUGACUCGGUUGAGCAGGGCGUUUUUGACGCUUUCAAUGAGCACGCCGGUCAGCAGCGCAUUGAGACCAAGCAGCGAAUGCUCAACAUCAUUCGCAAGUGGUACAGCCAGCAUCACGUCACUGUUGUGGAUUCAGCAAGCUGCUCGCUCCUGGAGUUCGCUGCUGCAGGGAAGGCGACAUAUUCGCACGAGGCCGAUGAUGAGACCUUCAAUGCGACCCGGCAGUGGAUGCCGGUGGGAAGCGGCGUCGAAAAGAAGACGCACCCUGGCAGGCUGCAGGACGAGUUCCACUUUGCUAGGUUCCUAUUCGAGUGGGACGGCAAGAAAUUCCUUCUUUUCCACCUGAUCUACCGGGACCCCUUCCAAUCCCCAACUCGCUGCUUCUACAUCCUGCAUGCACGCACCCCAUCGGGUGACCCCAACGUCCAAGACGGCCACUGCGUCGAGACCGAUGCCCUCAUCCUUGCCGCCGGCAAGUGGACCUCGCUCCUUCACGAGGAGAUCUGGGUAUUCGACAACGGCUACUGGGAGAAAUCCAAGGAGCUGUGGAAAGCCGUCGAGGGUUCCUCCUGGGAUGAUGUCAUCCUGGACCCAGACAUGAAGGCUGGCCUCAUCCAGGACGUGCAAGGCUUCUUCGAUAACCAAGCUCUCUACGCACAGUACGCGGUUCCUUGGAAGCGUGGCAUCAUUCUACACGGCGUCCCCGGCAACGGUAAAACCGUCUCCAUCAAGGCGCUUAUCAACAGCCUCUACGCCCGGCCCGACCAGGUAUCCUCCCUCUACGUCAAGAGCUUCGAGACAAAGUGCAACACAGAGCAGUAUUCAAUCCGGCAGAUCUUCCAGCAGGCGCGGCGCUGCGCGCCCUGCCUUCUCAUCUUCGAGGACCUUGACUCCCUCGUCGAUGACAACAUCCGCAGCUAUUUCCUCAACGAGGUCGACGGUCUCGAAUCAAACGAUGGUAUCUUGAUGAUUGGAUCGACAAACCACCUCGACAAGCUCGACCCCGCCAUCGCAAAGCGACCCUCUCGCUUCGACCGCAAGUACCACUUCCGCCUCCCUGGCGAGAAGGAGCGCACACUUUACGCGGAGUACUGGCGGCAGAAGCUGCUGCGGCGCAACGAUGGGCUGGAGUUUCCCGAAGAGCUGUGCGGGGUUGUAGCGCAGCUUACCGAGGGUUUCAGCUUUGCGUAUCUGAAGGAGCUGUUUGUGAUGGCACUGCUGAGCCUUGUUCGGGGUUUCAAGGGCGACGACUUUGAGAUUGUGGAUGCGGCGGAGGCGGAGAGCGCGCCGGAGGAGGAAGCGCCGGCUGCUGAGGCUGCGUCUGGAGCUGCGGCAGAGGAGAAGAAGGAGGAUGUGUGCGAGUGCACGAAGAAGUGUUAUAAAUGUGGGAAGGCUGUUGUUGAGGAGUCCGAGGCAAAAACCAAGGCCGCGCAGAAGAAGGAGAAGGAAAAGGACGCCACGAAGAAGCAUAUUGUCCCUGCGGUUGACAUCCCAGAGCACUUGGGCGACAACCUCCUGCUCAAGGUCGUGCGCCACCAGAUCCGCAUAUUGGUUGCGGAGAUGGACAACACUGAACCGGAGAAGUGGAAGAGCGGGAAGAAGGAGAUGAGUGCAAGCGAGGACUACGCCGCGAGGUAUCGGGCCAUGAUGAACAGGCGGGCCGCUAGAGGCUAGGUGGGGAUUUCAUGGCUAGUGGUGGAUUCCUUUGGGUAAAACUGAUGCUUUUGGAUACGGCCUCAUAAUUAUGUAGUGGUCUAGUAGAUGUGUAUCGGUAUAGACGGAUACUCAUGACAUCGAAGG